Molecule: messenger RNA, 1230 nt
Organism: Microsporum canis CBS 113480
Lineage: Eukaryota; Fungi; Ascomycota; Eurotiomycetes; Onygenales; Arthrodermataceae
Exons: 2
Coding region: 1-1230 (409 amino acids)
Source: RefSeq, a predicted model, not a curated record
AUGGCUGAACCUGUCGAGCCUGUCAUCAGCAACAGGAUGGUAACAAGGCUCAGGAAGGCGGCCACGGAUACAUUUCCGCCAUUCGACUACGACCAUGAUGACGUUGAUGUCCACGCCGUCUCGUCUUCUACCUCAUCCUGCUCGCAUGGUAUAACUGCCUCCUCAUCCUCCCGCCUGGACUCGUCUCUCCCCCAGUACAAGACAUAUUACGGUGCACGCAAGCUCUCUCGUUGCUCAGACACUUCUUCCCCUGCCAUGUCGUCGCUGGGUAGGAUGGGUAUCCCGCACAGGAAGCGCUCCGGCACGGUCGACCUGUCUGUUUCGCUCAGCGAGACAAACGGACUAGGGAUAUACAACAGCCUGAACGGUAGAGACCGCGGGAACGAUGACCUCUCCGCUACCGGCUCUCUCGGUGGUUCUCGUCAUCACCGCUCCACCAGCGGUGCCUCACAACUCUCCUUUGGAAGCCUUCCUCGCCCUGGUGGACAAUACGUCCACCCCAUGCGGCAGACUCCUCGCCCUUACACGCCACCGCUGGGCCACUCGAACCAGGUCUCCGCCGCGGCAAGCACCGACUCGCACCUGGAGGGCAUACAGCGUGUCACAGAUUUUGAUGACCCCGUCCCCACCAGCCAGGAACUCUUUCCCGGAUCUCCCUCCCCCAGCAUAUACAACGAACCUCGCACUUCCGUCCAGAUUGAAAGCGAGACUACCACAUACCCCAGCAAGACUCGUGCUUCUUCCUUUGGUCGUGUCUUCAACAACAGCCCCAGCCCACGAGACACUACCCCACUCUCUAGGAAUUCUCUGGAAUUCGGAUUGCGGUCCAAGUCCCGUCGUCCCAGCGCCGUAGAUCCAGCCGCUCGCGCCAUAGCAGUCCAAGCGGCACGCCAGGCCUUUGCAGACAGAGAGGCCGCUAAAAUCAGGAAACAUGAUGAACAGGCUUCCAAGGCCUAUGAUAAGGAGCAAUGUCGACUCCGCCGGCUAGAACGUGAAAACUCGUAUAAUAGCCAUUCGCCUCCACGACGUUCUAUCUCCGACUUCACGUUACGGCCAUCAAAACUUAGCGAGAAAGACAGCCGCAGCAAGAAUUCGACUCCAUCGUAUACUGACGAUACCAUCAAGGUCUCCUGGAAGCCCAAGAGUCCAAAGAGUGCAUGGGUCCUCUUCCUCACUUGGCUACGCACGAGGAUAUUCAAGAUUGGAAGAAAGCUGAAGAAAGUGGGCUAG